Myripristis murdjan (pinecone soldierfish) is the source of this 1268-nucleotide messenger RNA. RefSeq names its product trans-golgi network vesicle protein 23 homolog B (S. cerevisiae) (gene tvp23b). The record is from RefSeq and is a predicted model, not a curated record. Gene Ontology annotation, cellular component: Golgi membrane. Gene Ontology annotation, biological process: vesicle-mediated transport; protein secretion. The coding region runs from base 103 to 705 and encodes 200 amino acids. Lineage: Eukaryota; Metazoa; Chordata; Actinopteri; Holocentriformes; Holocentridae. The transcript is spliced from 7 exons.
UGGUAUUUCAGACAGGCGCGCCUUGGCCACCUUCUCACCAGCGAGUACUGCUGACAGUGACAUGUAACCAGGAAGUAGCCAGUCCCCCUCUUGUUUUUCACCAUGAUGAGACUAGAUUCCAAUGAUGAAGUGUCCCUGUUUGACGCGGAGGAGGACACAGGGAGAAAGUCCAAGAAAAGCAGCAUCCGGCACCCGGUGGCGUCCUUCUUCCACCUCUUCUUCCGAGUUAGUGCCAUCAUUGUGUAUCUGCUGUGUGAGUUUUUGAGUAGCAGCUUCAUCGCCUGCAUGGUUACAAUAAUCCUGCUGCUGUCAUGUGACUUCUGGACCGUAAAGAAUAUCACUGGCAGGUUGAUGGUUGGCUUGCGGUGGUGGAACCAGGUGGAUGAUGAUGGACAAAGCCACUGGGUGUUUGAGUCGAGAAAGGGGGCCGGGAAGCAGCAAGCCUCCGAUUCUGAGUCACGCAUCUUCUGGCUCGGCCUAAUCGUGUGUCCCAUCCUCUGGGUCAUCUUUGCCUUCAGCACCCUCAUCUCUUUCAGGAUUAAGUGGCUGGCGGUGGUGAUCAUGGGUGUGGUGUUGCAAGGUGCCAACCUGUAUGGAUACAUGCGCUGUAAAGUGGGAUCCAAGACCAACUUAAAGAACAUGGCUACUAAUUAUUUUGGACGACAGUUUCUCAAGCAGGCACUGUCUAAAGAAGAGGAAACGUAGAGUGCAGCUCUUCGAUUUGAUCACAUGUUUGCAUUAUUCUUAAUGCUAUAGUAUUCUAUUAUUAGCAGACUUGUUACCUAGGAGAAGACCUUUUUCAAUUUUAAGUCAAUACAAAGGAUUUUGAUUUUUUUUUUUUUUUUUAAUGUGAUGCAAUACUUUCUGAUUCCCCACAGAGAAGUCCUCUUCUUGAUUUCCCCCCUCCACAGGGAGGUCAAAGGUCAGGCACAGGCUUGAUUCAGAGCCUUGCACGCCAGCAGGGCAGAUGGGGUCAGAAUGAGAUGAGCAUCUUCUAGAUGUGCUUCUUAUGUGCUUUACAGCCUCACACACCCCUGGACCAGCCUUUCCCCCUCUUUUUUGGUCUUUUGUUUCCAUUGCUUGUUACCUUAAUCUUGAUAAAAAGGAAUAAUGAAGAUUUUGAGAGAUAUUGUACAGACUUUUUUGUUUGUAUAAUAUACAGGUUUGUAAAACAAUGUAAAGUAUCCAGUGCAUUUGUAAAUAUGUAUGUAAAGUAACUGUGUGGAACAUCUUUUUUUGUGCAAAUACAUUUGUAACAUCUUUCUGAA